Lemur catta (Ring-tailed lemur) is the source of this 4250-nucleotide messenger RNA. RefSeq names its product YES proto-oncogene 1, Src family tyrosine kinase (gene YES1). Gene Ontology annotation, biological process: cell surface receptor protein tyrosine kinase signaling pathway; innate immune response; protein phosphorylation. The coding region runs from base 263 to 1867 and encodes 534 amino acids. The record is from RefSeq and is a predicted model, not a curated record. The transcript has 12 exons. Gene Ontology annotation, cellular component: extrinsic component of cytoplasmic side of plasma membrane. Gene Ontology annotation, molecular function: ATP binding; non-membrane spanning protein tyrosine kinase activity; signaling receptor binding. NCBI's taxonomy places the organism in Eukaryota, Metazoa, Chordata, Mammalia, Primates, Lemuridae.
CGCGAGGAGCGCAGGGGCGGAGCCGGCGGGAGAGGAGGUGGAGAGCCGGGCCGAGGGGAGGGCAGCCCGGGAAUUCCCUCCUCCCGAAGUAGCGAGUCCCGGGCCGGCUGUGCCGUCGUCGCCGCUGCCGGGCGCCCCGGGACGAGGAGGUGGAGGAGGGAGAGGGCCCGUGGGCCUCGCCUCCGUCCGCCGCCCCCUCCCCGCCAGCCCGAGCCGCCGCAGCCCCGACUCAUGAGAGCGCGGCCGGAGGGCAGAUUUGAUAAUGGGCUGCAUUAAAAGUAAAGAAAACAAAAGUCCAGCCAUUAAAUACAGAACUGAAAACACUCCAGAGCCUGUCAGUACAAGUGUCAGCCAUUAUGGAGCAGAACCUUCAGCAAAGGGAACAUCGGUUAAUUUCAGCAGUCUUUCCAUAACACCAUUUGGAGGAUCCUCAGGGGUGACACCUUUUGGAGGAGCAUCUUCCUCAUUUUCAGUGGUGCCAAGUUCAUAUCCUACUGGUUUAACAGGUGGUGUUACUAUAUUUGUGGCCUUAUAUGAUUAUGAAGCUAGAACUACAGAAGACCUUUCAUUUAAAAAGGGUGAAAGAUUUCAAAUAAUUAACAAUACGGAAGGAGACUGGUGGGAAGCAAGAUCAAUUGCUACAGGAAAGAAUGGUUAUAUCCCUAGCAAUUAUGUAGCACCUGCAGAUUCCAUUCAGGCAGAAGAAUGGUAUUUUGGCAAAAUGGGAAGAAAAGAUGCUGAAAGAUUACUUCUCAAUCCUGGAAAUCAACGAGGUAUUUUCUUAGUAAGAGAGAGUGAAACUACUAAAGGUGCUUAUUCCCUUUCCAUUCGUGAUUGGGAUGAGGUAAGAGGUGACAAUGUGAAACACUACAAAAUUAGGAAACUUGACAAUGGUGGAUACUAUAUCACAACCAGAGCACAAUUCGAUACUCUGCAGAAAUUGGUGAAACACUACACAGAACAUGCUGAUGGAUUAUGUCACAAGUUAACAACUGUGUGUCCAACUGUGAAACCUCAGACUCAAGGUCUAGCAAAAGAUGCUUGGGAAAUCCCUCGAGAAUCUUUACGACUAGAGGUUAAACUAGGACAAGGAUGUUUUGGUGAAGUAUGGAUGGGAACAUGGAAUGGAACCACAAAAGUAGCAAUCAAAACACUAAAACCAGGUACAAUGAUGCCAGAAGCUUUUCUUCAAGAAGCUCAGAUAAUGAAAAAAUUAAGACAUGACAAACUUGUUCCACUUUAUGCUGUUGUUUCUGAAGAGCCAAUUUACAUUGUCACUGAAUUUAUGUCAAAAGGGAGCUUAUUAGAUUUCCUUAAGGAAGGAGAUGGAAAGUAUUUGAAGCUUCCACAACUAGUCGAUAUGGCUGCUCAGAUUGCUGAUGGUAUGGCAUAUAUCGAAAGAAUGAACUAUAUUCACCGAGAUCUUCGGGCUGCUAACAUUCUUGUAGGAGAAAAUCUUGUGUGCAAAAUAGCAGAUUUUGGUUUAGCAAGAUUAAUUGAAGACAAUGAAUACACGGCAAGACAAGGUGCAAAAUUUCCAAUCAAAUGGACAGCUCCUGAGGCUGCACUAUAUGGUCGAUUUACAAUAAAGUCUGAUGUGUGGUCAUUUGGAAUUCUGCAAACAGAACUGGUAACAAAGGGCAGAGUGCCAUAUCCAGGUAUGGUAAACCGAGAAGUGCUGGAGCAGGUGGAACGAGGAUACAGGAUGCCCUGCCCUCAGGGCUGUCCAGAAUCCCUCCAUGACUUGAUGAAUCAGUGUUGGAAGAAGGACCCUGAUGAAAGACCGACGUUUGAAUAUAUUCAGUCCUUCUUGGAAGACUACUUCACUGCUACAGAGCCACAGUACCAGCCAGGAGAAAAUUUAUAAUCCAAGUAGCCUAUUUUAUAUGCAGAAAUCUGCCAAAAUGUAAAGAACUUGUGUAGAGUUUCUCACUUAUGUACAGGAAUCAAAAGAAGAAAAUCUUCUUUACUCUGCAUGUUUUUAAUGGUAAACUGGAAUUCCAGAUAUGGUUGCACAAAACCACUUUUUUCCCUCAUGUGUUAAACUCUAAAGAACCAGUGAUGAAUUUUCCAACUUAUUUCAGGGUCCAAAGAAAACAGAACUAAGAUACUAAUGACAGUAGGGGUGAUAGCAUGGUAAUGAAGAACAGCAAGGCUACUGCUUAAAAAUCAUUUCCUUUCUUCCCCAAACUCAGAAUUGUUAAGGGAAAAUUAUUUAUUGUUAUAGACAAAACUUGGGAGAUAAAAAGUUAUACCAUAAUAAAAUCUAAAAUUAAGAAACGUCAUAGGACCAAAUAAUUCCAUUCCAGUUUUUGAAAAUUUCUUCAAUUUAUCAUUUUCAAAAGUUUUUCAUUAAACAGUAUGCAAUCUUAAUAUAUAUGCCUCCUCUUGCAUGGAAAUGGGCCAGGGUUUUCAGAAACUUAGGAAUAUAAACAGCAUCUAAAACUUGAUUAAAUGUUAGACCACAACAGUGGAAUUUGAAAGUAUAAUGCACUAUGUUAUCACUCAUAUUCAUGGAACCGGAAAGUAGAAUAAGAAAAUUUUCGGUUCAGUCAUUUUCUGAAUAGUUCAAUUUGGAAUAAUGAAGGUAACUAGAAAAUGAGUUAGUCUUUUAUAGGGUUGCCUUGAUUUUUUUUUAAGGUAAUAUAUAAUUGAAAUUGAACUAUCCAAGCCAAGGGGAAAUCUUUUAAUCUUUCAAGAGCAUGAAAAGUAAGACCCAGCUUUUAAUUAAAUAGUCCUUUUGUUAAAAAAAAAAAAAUAGACUUGGUACCGUGAGAUGUUGCUAUUAUGUUUUUACGGUGAUGGGUGCCACACAUAGAAACUAUCACAAGAUCCAGGGACUUAAAUGCACUUUUGAUUGUAUUGAAUAUAGACAGAGAGGAAAACGUAUUUAAAAGAAUUAUGGGAAAAGAAAAUGUGAAAGUUUUACAGGUAGAGGGAUGGAAUGUAAUGUUUAAUGUUGAUGCCAUGGAGUGACAAAAUAGCUUUGCUGGCACUCAAAGCUCCUCACUUAGCUAUUUUCUGAGACUUUAAGAGUUAUAAGGUAGGACUAUAAAACUAAUUUUUCUUAACAUGUACACUAAAUGAGUGUCAUAGCCUCAAAAUAGUGAAGUUAAGCCUUCACACUAAUUCCAGUGAGACACAGUUUUAUGCAAAGCAUUUUUAGAACUCCAGUUUCCAAAUCCCUGUUUGAAUCUACAGUCACUUUUUAAAUACACUUUACUGGUGAUCAUUUUUUCCCUUUUAGAUUAUAGUUUAUUUGGGGAGGAAAAAUUAUUCUGAAUAGUAACAGUAGUGAAAAGGGGAACAAUUUUUGCCCAUUUCAAGUGCAAAAGUGAAACAUACAAAAUAAGAUUGAUUUUUAUGAUUAAAUCAGAAAGCAAUUCCAAAAUAUGAAUUCAAAUAGCAGUAUUCUGCUUUAAGUGUCUAAGGAAUGGAAGAAGUGAAUCUGAUAAAUAAAAGUCUGGUAUUUGUGUUUUUAAAAUAUUCCUUUAUAGUCCACACUUUAAAUAAAGCAUUAUGUCAGGUUCCUAUAUUUUCAGGGUAUCAUUUUUAACUACCGUCACUUACCUGAUUUAAUGAAUAACUUUAAAAUUCUGUGCCAUGGUAUAUGUGUUCAAAUUCAAAGUAUUUUAAAAUGUGACAAAUGAACAUCAUGCAAGUUGGCAAUGGUUUUGGUACUAAAAAUUGUGGUGGUUAUUUCUGUUUACGUAACCUGCUUAGUAUUGAAUUCCUCUAUCAAGGGGGUCUUCGUAAGAGGAGUAUCAUCAUAAUUUACCCUUAACAUCUACAAUUUGUGACAGAUUUUUAAAAGGCUUUAUGUAAACUAUGAUAUUGUAAUUUUUCUAAGCAUUUUUAAAAAGGUAACAAAUUAUGUACUAAUUAUGAUCAGAAAAAUAAGCCAGGAAAAGUUGAUGGUGUUCAUUAGGUUUUAACUGAAUGGAACAGUUCCUUAUAAUAACAAUUGUAUAGUAAGGAUAAAACACUAACUUAAUGUGUAUUCAUUUUAAGUUGUUAUGUAUUUUUAAAUUGCCAAGAAAAAUAAACAACUUUGUACAUUUGAAGAUUUCUUCCAACAGCUUUUUGUUUUCAGUGUCUUAAGUGGAACUUAACCUUUACCAAAAAAGGAAGUUGUCAAAAACAGCCUAGCACACUUUUUUUAAUGAAUAAUGGUAGCCUAAAACUUAAUAUUUUUAUAAAGUAUUGUAAUAUUUUGUGGAUAAUUGAAAUAAAAAUUCUCAUUGAAUGCA